Amphibalanus amphitrite is the source of this 1456-nucleotide messenger RNA. Its product is annotated as cGMP-dependent protein kinase 1-like. Gene Ontology annotation, biological process: protein phosphorylation. The transcript has 4 exons. The annotation marks the transcript as partial. The record is from RefSeq and is a predicted model, not a curated record. NCBI's taxonomy places the organism in Eukaryota, Metazoa, Arthropoda, Thecostraca, Balanomorpha, Balanidae. Gene Ontology annotation, molecular function: protein serine/threonine kinase activity; ATP binding.
UGGCCCGUCGCUCGUCAGGUGAUUCUGAACAAGGGCCACGACAGGGCGGUGGACUACUGGAGUCUGGGGGUGCUCAUGUAUGAACUAUACACCGGAGCUCCGCCGUUCUCGGCCUCGGACCCGAUGAAGACGUACAACAUCAUCCUGAAGGGGAUCGACAUUAUCGACUUCCCCCGGAACAUUCCCAGGUCCGGGGAGCAGCUCAUCAAACGGCUCUGCAGGGACGUGCCCACAGAGAGACUCGGCUACCAGCGGAACGGUGUGGAGGACAUCCGGAAGCACCGGUGGUUCCAGGGCUUCGACUGGGAGGGUCUCCGAUCCCGACAGCUUGCCCCUCCUAUCAUACCACAGGUGAAGGGUCCGACCGACGCGUCCAACUUCGACUGCUAUUCGCGGGAUCUGGAGACACCCCCGGACGAGCUAUCCGGCUGGGACGAGGACUUCUGAUGGCCGCUGGACGCUCUAUAGGUGGCGCUGCGGUCGCCCCUAUAGGUGGCGCUGCGAUCGGCGGUAUAGAGGACGCCACCGUUGCGCGCUCCGAUCGGCGCCCUGCUUCAAGCUCGUGAUUGGGUCGCUGUGGUGCCGUGACGCGGGAAGGGCAGCCGCAGAGCUCAGGUGUUGUAUAGGGAGUUUUGUCCUAAUUUAAAAGCAGACGCACCAAAACACGUGCCUAAUGGGACCGGUGACCGCGACGGCGGCCGCCGGGCUGCUUUCGAGUUUGUGUGUGUUCUCUCACCAAAGAGCGAGAAUGACGAGUUAGUGAGUGACGAGUUAGUGAGUGUGAGUUUCAGUGCUUACAGUGAUGGGUGCUGCGGUCAACAUGUGUAUGUGAUAGUAUGCGCGUGAAAGUGGUUAUCUAUACGUAUAUGGUGCUGUUAGAACCGGAUGAUUGAAAUGUACCGGAUGUAUUCGCUGGCUUGGUGUCAGGCCGCAAAUGUUGAUUGAUGUGAGUCAUUUAUAACACUGGGCUAACGUGUGGGACUGGAGAGACAUGUUUAUUUUUUGAAGUAGUGUCGUGAUAAGCUCCUCUAUAUCGUAUCGUUGACUGGAUGUGUUUUCUAGCUAUCUGGCGUGUGUAAACCUGCCUAGAUCCGGACUGAUUCGGAUAAUUCGACAGGUUUUGUGUCAGAAAGUCGUGGUUUAGGCGUUGUACUAGCGAUAUUUCGCGAGAAGGUCGCUAUCUGGAGGAUUUCUGCUGAUAAAUCCGUGUUCGCCGAUGCCAGAUGGAGACUAGUGGCCAGCUGCGGUAGACGGUUGUUGCACGUGCGGAAUUUUAUCUGCGUGUUUCUGGCGUGAUGGCUGCCGGUGAUUUGCGUCCGAUUUCAAUCACGGUUAAUCCCUAGUGAUGAGUCACCAAUUGUGGGCGUGGUUUCACCCACCAAUCAGUUGCCGUGGUUUUCCGAUGGGAGAUUUUCGUAGCCUGCCUGUUUUAGAUGCGAUAAACUUAAAUUCUGAA